Melanotaenia boesemani (Boeseman's rainbowfish) is the source of this 2738-nucleotide messenger RNA. RefSeq names its product parathyroid hormone 3 receptor (gene pth3r). Gene Ontology annotation, molecular function: parathyroid hormone receptor activity; G protein-coupled peptide receptor activity; peptide hormone binding. The record is from RefSeq and is a predicted model, not a curated record. Bases 102 to 1802 code for a protein of 566 amino acids. NCBI's taxonomy places the organism in Eukaryota, Metazoa, Chordata, Actinopteri, Atheriniformes, Melanotaeniidae. Gene Ontology annotation, biological process: adenylate cyclase-modulating G protein-coupled receptor signaling pathway; cell surface receptor signaling pathway. Gene Ontology annotation, cellular component: plasma membrane. The transcript has 13 exons.
UCUGCAUGUUACAUCAACGCAAGCUGAGGAGGACAGCAUGAUCUGAGAGUGUGUGGAAAGUUCUGCAUUGCCCUGCAUGAUACUAAUGUUGAAAAGACAUCAUGUUGUCAUCACAAGGAAUUUUUGCUUUGGCUUUUUUCCACUGUUUGAUAACAGCUAAUGCACUGAUAGACUCUGAUGAUGUCAUCACUCGUGAUGAGCAGAUCUAUGUUCUGAUUGGUGCUCAUGCCAGGUGUGAAAGGAGCAUCCAGGCACAAAUGGCCCUCAUUAAAGAGGGUGACUGCGUCCCAGAGUGGGAUGGGAUCAUCUGUUGGCCACGUAGCAACGCAGGUCAGCUGGUCUCAGUUCUGUGUCCAGAGUACAUCUAUGACUUCAACCACAAAGGCCGAGCCUACCGCCAGUGUGAUGUGUCAGGGAACUGGGAGCUGGUGCCCAGUAACAACCGCACAUGGGCAAACUACACCGAGUGUACCAGAUACCUGACCUCCAACCACAGAAGCCUAGAGGAGAAGGUGUUUCAUCGUCUCCAUCUUAUGUACACUGUUGGCUACUCCAUUUCUCUAGCAUCCCUUUUGGUGGCCGUCUCUAUUCUCUGCUAUUUCAAGCGUCUCCACUGUACGCGUAAUUACAUCCACAUUCACCUCUUCACCUCUUUCAUUUGUCGAGCUGUUAGCAUUUUUGUGAAGGAUGCUGUACUCUACUCCAUAUCCGAUGAUAAUAAAGCUGAGCUUGAGAUCACAACAGAGAAGCCUCCGAUGGCUGGUUGCAAAGCUGCUGUAACUCUCUUUCUGUACUUCCUGGCAACCAAUCAUUACUGGAUUCUGGUGGAGGGAUUGUACCUCCACAGCCUCAUCUUCAUGGCUUUCCUGCCUGACAAGAACUACUUGUGGGCCCUUACCAUAAUGGGCUGGGGUGUUCCAGCUGUGUUCGUAUCCAUCUGGGUCAGUGCACGAGCUUCACUGGCAGACACUCAAUGUUGGGAUAUCAGUGCAGGGAACUUAAAAUGGAUCUAUCAAGUUCCCAUUCUGGCAGCCAUUGUUGUGAACUUCCUCCUCUUCAUCAACAUUAUCCGAGUACUGGCUUCUAAACUGUGGGAAACUAACACUGGUAAACUGGAUCCCCGACAACAGUACAGGAAGCUACUAAAGUCCACUUUGGUCCUCAUGCCCUUGUUUGGAGUCCACUACAUUGUGUUCAUGGCUCUUCCCUAUACUGAUGUUACUGGGCUGCUGUGGCAGGUGCAGAUGCAUUAUGAGAUGUUCUUCAACUCUUCCCAGGGUUUUUUUGUGGCGUUCAUCUACUGUUUCUGCAAUGGGGAGGUGCAGGCAGAGGUGAAGAAGGCAUGGCUUAGACGCAGCCUGGUGCUGGACCUCAAACAAAAAGCCCGGAUGACAAGCAGCGGUGGAGGCAGCUGUUACUACGGUGGCAUGAUGUCACACACUACCACCCACAGUGUUUGCUUGUCAGCUACCAAUCCCAGAGCUCUUUCUGUCACAGGAGGGUCUGUGGGCUCAGGUGGAGCGGCUGCUGCUGUUGCUGCUUGUGGGUCAGGGGUCAGACUGCCAUGCCAUGCUUUUCCAACUUCCCUCCAUCCUCACAGUACCCUGUGUGUAUACGCUCCCGGUGACACGAAGACCUCAAGCCCCCAGCAGGACCUGGAUUUGUGGAAACCAGGAGGACCUGAGUCAGAAGGUUUUGCUAGACAUAGCAAAGCCAGCAAAGAGCAUGAUGACUACAAAAGGCAUGAAGCAGAAGUUCCAGACAGCUUGUUAUCUCUGAAGGAGCUGGAGACCAUCUUGUAAUUGUUGCUGAUGGGGACUGGCUAGAGAAUAUUGUUUCUAUAUACGGGAUCAAAUUUCACUUGAGCAAUGAGGGAAUACAAAUGUAUAUGCCAUGCAUGGUUUAUGUUAUAGUCUUAGCCCACUCCUUAUUUCUUGUAGAUCUAUUUGAUUUCUGUCAGCAAGUGAAUCUGUUUGGUUUUUUUAUGUUUAAAUUUAUGUGAGAAAAAUACAAGUAGAUUGAUUCUAAGCUAUAUGUGAAAUAGUCGGUGAAGAUGUGAUGCUGCGGAUAAUUUUGUGAAGCCAGUGGGCACACCUGGACGUAUAAACAGUGACUUUUUUCGGUGUCAUGCUUCUUCUUGCACUUUUCGUCUCAGUGUUUGAUUUUCCAAGCCAUACUGGCUGACCUCCAGUUCAAACUGCACUUCCGACGACCCUCCCAUUUCCAAAAGCAGACCUCUGCAUAUUUAUUGUGGAGAAAGCAUAACUGCAGCAGUCACCUUAACGAUCCAUCCGUCACAACCGCCUGACUUUUAAGAGUCAGCUGAGUCUAGACAGCGUGUCUAGACAAAUCUCCACCUUUGUUGUUCUCCAUAGGGUCUAAGUGGUUCUAUUUAUCAGAGUGAUGAGACCCUGAGUGAUGAGGAACAGACGUUUUGCCCUUAACUCUUUCCUUCGUGUAACCUCUGCCCUGAACACCCUCACAACGGCAUCCAGAAUUUCGCACACUCCCCUCAGGCUGCGGCUCAGAGCAACAGGCACAUGAGCUUGUUUUGGAGACCUCGAGCAUAAGUGACAAACCUGUAACACAAGCCACCAGUAUUCACAAGAUAAACAGACAGAAAACUGAAUUUGUAAAUAUUUUAUGACUAUUUUUGUGUUCAGAAGUAGAGGUCUGCCAUGUUGAUGCUAUAUGUACAGUUUAAAAAUGACUGGGAUAAUUUAAUAACUGUUUUUUUG